Messenger RNA from Plasmodium vivax (malaria parasite P. vivax), 3104 nucleotides. RefSeq lists its product as hypothetical. The record is from RefSeq and is a predicted model, not a curated record. The coding region runs from base 471 to 3104 and encodes 877 amino acids. The transcript is spliced from 5 exons. NCBI's taxonomy places the organism in Eukaryota, Apicomplexa, Aconoidasida, Haemosporida, Plasmodiidae.
GCGGUGAAGCUGAAAAGAAAAAUAAUUAAUUUCCCGCUGCGGUGAAACCGUUUAAAGAAAGAACCCCCCCGUUGGAGUUCUCCCAGAUUAAGGUGAUGCGCAACUGCCGCCUGCCGAUGCAGUUCGUGACGGGGCCCUAAGCUGUUAGCACAAAGGGGCUAACCGAACGUGGAGGUGCUGCGUUGGCCUUUUUUUUUGGAGGGGAACUCUGGUCCACCGUGCAGAGGCACAGUAUGGGGGGAGAGUCUCCUUAAGAAGGCUCAUCGAAGUUAAGAAAGUGAAGGAAAGGAAAGCAACAGGGCAGCCCGUUUGAUAGGUGGCCUUCCUCCCGGUCCACGUGACUGCUCGGCGGAGUAACCGCCCAACAGAGUGACCGCUUAACAGAGUGACCGCUUAACGGAGUGCCCACCGCAUGCGUGAAGACUCGCAACGAUUUGCUCUUCCGGACGCCCCCCCCGAAUGAAUCCGCAAUGGAGAAGGGGAGCCGCGCGCAGAAAAAAAAAAAGAAAAAGGAUGAAGGGCGAGGAAGCGAGGGGAGCGAGCAGGGCGGGGGCCCCCACAGCGCAAGCAGUUGUGGGGAGAGCGAACCAAAGGAGGGUUCACCUAACCAAGUGGAUGAAGGCCUCCCCCAGGAGGAUGACGCCUCGGACAGUCAAGACCAAAUGAGCGACCUGGAGGACCUCCCAGAAUACGAAAGGGAACUUAUCCUCGCGAAGAGACAUGAAGAACACAUGAUAAAGGAACAUCGGAGAAUUCUCCUAAAAAAACUGAAGCCCCAGUCUCAAGUGGAAAGAACGGCAGAUCAAGACGAUGACGCCAACCAGGUGGUGCAGGGGGGUAAGGCGGCACUGGUGAAGGGGAAGAAGAAAGUUGCCCCCCCCCAGGUGGAUAAGGCAGACAUGUUGAGUAGGCCCACCAAAGAAGGGGUAACAGCAGGAAAAAAACAAAAUAAACAGAGCUCGAAAAUUGGAAGGGGAGGUACCACUGCCAGCUCCGCCGUGGAGAGAGACCUACACAGCAAUGACUCACAUGAUGAGUUUAGAAAAGGAAAAGAUUCUUCCCAAUCGCAGAUGCAGGAGAGAGAGGCAACCAAACGGGGAGAAAACGAACCGAUUGAUUACCAAACAGGUAGAUUGAAGAGCGGCCCCAAAGGGGAUGGCGUUAAGGGAAGACGCUUAAGCAAGGUGGGCAGCGAGACAGCGGAGUCCUCCCCGUCAGAGGACUCUUUUCGUAGAAAGAAGAGCGUAAAAAAUAAAGUGAAGAAAAAGGAGACCCUACACACACAGGGGGGAGUUAGCAAAAAAAUCGAUGCGACCACGUCAGAUGAGAGGAAUGAACUCUACCCGAAUGACAGGGGGGAGAAGAGAGAGGACUGGAGCAAGAGAAAGAAGGUGCUCAGGAAGGGGUCCCACGUGCACGAGGGUAAAGAGGCACUUCGUCGUAGGCAUUCCGACUAUGAUGAUAGCGGGGGGAGCGGUGGCAGCGUUAGCAGCAGAGACAGCCACAGUAGCUGCGACAGCCGUGUCAGCCGCCCCCCCCGCGGUGAGAGAAAGACGCGGGAAACGCGCACGCGAAGCAGGAGCGCCACGAAGGAUCACCACCAAGGGAAGAGACUCUUCGAAGAUUCGAGGGACGCAAGUGACCACCACUACCACCUCGGAGAAGGGAAGGGAGACCCCUUUGCAAAGGAGACACAAACGCCUGAACGGUUAAUACAAAUUUACAAAGAAGAAAAAAAAAUAAAACUAGAUGUGUAUAAAUAUAUGACAUACGAAAUUAUCACCUACUUUCAAUUGAAAAAAACUUUCCUCCUCGACAUGAGUGAGCAUGUGAAUUUUGCCUACCACAUCAUUGGCCAUUUGGUGAAAGUGAACGACGUGGGUCUCCUGGUUGGGUUGGCCGGCGGGGAGGGGACUAAAAAUGACCCGAUUGGGAGUGACCCAGUGGGAGGCAACCCGGUUGGGAGUAACAUUGUUGGGAGUAACCCAGUGGGAAGCAACUCAAUGGGAAGUAACCCCAGUGAGCUGCCCCCCCCGAACAGCCAAACGAACAUCUUCUUCAUAACCAACGUGGUGAAGAGCGAAAGCUACUUCUGCAUCGACAGACACACAAACGUGAAGUUCCAAGUUGCCCACCUGGAGAGCAUGCUGAGUCCCCACUUCUUCCCCCGACUGAAGAGUCAGAUGAUUAAAAAUAAGAAGCUACAAAUAAAUGAGUUAACCUCACAGGACAGUAGUAGUUCCCCCCCCCUCCCCCACGGUGGAGGAGGUACCUUCCUAUGCGAACUCAAUAAUAUAUCUGACCAGAGGUUCUCCGUGGAUGAGUAUAACUGCAUCAAAUUAUUUGCCGUGGAUAUACAAGUGUUAAAAAAGUUCCAUCAAUUUUUAAGAGAAAAAAUUGAAGACUUAAAAAACUUCAGAUACACAGAGAGACAAAUUCAGGACCUGGUGGAGAUGAAGAAGAAGCAAAGCUUCCACGAAAUUUUUACCAACAGGAAGAGCUUGGACGCUGUGCCCAUUUCGCGUAUCACCGUGCAGAGGGAAAUCUGCUCCAUUCAGCGGGAAAUCGAUACGCUCAAUUACGCCAAGAGGAGAACCAACCCCGGGGACCUGCAGGCCCUGUCGCAGCUGGGCCACCAAAUUGACGCCCUCACCAGGAAGAAGGACAUCCUCAAGGGGCAGCUCCAGCGGGCGCGAACCAACCUCGCGCGGAGCAAAACCGCGGAGGCCGCCCCCAAGGAGAAGCCCCUCAGGAGCUACGGGAGCGCCCCCCUCUUGGAGCAACUCCCCCACAAGUCGUUGGGGGUGGAGGAACGCAGAGGCGUCUCCCAACUAGCCAAUUACAUCCACGAGGAAAAAAAAAGCUUUGCCAAUUUUGUUACGGGGAAGUUUGCAGACUUGCCCCUCGACGUGCACAACAAGAUAGUCAGCCACUUUUUGCUCGGCUGUCUGCAGAGGGACCAAGCCUACGUGGACAACCCGCCGGCGGACAGCUCGGGGGAGGAAUCGGGGGAGGAAUCGGGGGAGGACUUCCACCUCUUCGGGGUCAACAUCGCCAAUCGGGUAACUCCCUUCGAGGAGCUGAAGCGGAAGAGUUUUAACUGA